GCGACAUGAUCAUCCCCUCUACUGAGAGUACAAGCUAUCUGACAAAAGACAAACCGUUCAUGAACACAGAUCUGUUCGCCGUUCCUCAGUCGUUAUUUUUUGAGGCAACUGACAUCCACUAGACUUUCAACAUAGUUCAAUGUGAGUGCGACACGGAAUAUCGUAACUUACUAUGAUUACUUGAACCUUCAGCUUCAGGAUCGUCAUAUUAUUAUUAUGUUCGCGAAGUCAUCCUCAUAUGUCCCUGCAUCUACUGUGCCUAUUAAUUAAGCUGGUCGCGAAAUAGCGCCUCAAACAACCAUUUAAAGUGACAAGAUGCCAGGAAGCUCGUUGACACUCAGCUAGCGUAAACCCAUCCCUAUGGGCAAGUUGAGCUUCUGGAGUUUCCUUAGAGAACAAGGGCGAGAUCUUCCCCUUCCAAACGAGUCUGUUCACGGAAAGACAGUCGUCAUAGCUGGAGCGAAUGUUGGAUUAGGACUCGAGGCAUCGGUCCAUGUCGCGAACAAGAAGCCCAGCUUGCUCAUUGCAACAUGUAGAGACACAAUGAAGUGCAGGCAAACGUUGGAAAUCACGCGUGUGCUCUUAGUCCUCUGCAAACGCUGCUCUGGAACUCAACCAGCUAGCCUUGAUUCGUGGCCGCUAGAGCUGUCUUCUUUUGACAAUGUCCGCUCCUUUGUUGACAGGUUCGACGCAGAAGGGCCGGAACGCCUGAAUAUCCUCGUCGCCAACGCGGGCACAUUCAAACCAGUUUAUACUCGAACCCAGGAUGAUUGGGAAAUGAUGCUACAAGUCAAUUAUCUCUCAAUGGCCCUUUUGAGCAUUCUCCUUCUGCCUCUUCUGCUCCGUUCGGCGACUUGCGAAGAUCCAUCCCGACUGGUCCUGGUGUCAAGUUUGGGACAUUAUCUUGCGGAUCCCGUGUUGACGCGUUCACGAAAUUGGGAUAAUGUAUUAGGGGCUAUCAGUGCGGAGAAACUGGGGGUGUCUGGGGCGUCCAGGUACAACCUGACGAAAAUGCUCCAGGUCGCAUUCGUGCGCGGACUUGCUGCCCGGCUUCCUUCUCCAACUCCACUGGUCAUCACUGCUGUUGAUCCGGGAUUUUGCCAUUCGUCUUUACUGCGGGAACUUGAAAAGUACCGUCUCUUACGUAUGGUUCUUGCAUUCGUGAAGUGGCUUCUUCGCGCAAGAACGUCAGAAAUGGGCAGUCGUAAUCUUGUUUAUGCAGCUCUAGCAACAAACGCGCAGGAUCUCCAUGGCAAGUAUAUGUCAAGUUGUGAGAUCGUCGAGGAAUGUGAUUAUCUAUUAAGCGCUGAGGGCAAAGCGUUCUCAGAGAGACUUUGGUGGGAGACUAUCGAAGUUUUGGCGAAAGUAGAUAACCGCGUGUCUCAGAUCUUAAGCACUUACUUGCAAGCUAGGUAG
Molecule: messenger RNA, 1416 nt
Organism: Suillus bovinus
Lineage: Eukaryota; Fungi; Basidiomycota; Agaricomycetes; Boletales; Suillaceae
Exons: 6
Coding region: 361-1416 (351 amino acids)
Source: RefSeq, a predicted model, not a curated record